AUGCAGUACUCUUCAGCUCAUGGGAUGCAAAGCGCGUCACGCCUUCAAGUGAUUGUGUCUGAAUUUGGACAGGAUCAAGCACGUUCGUCUGAUUUGGCAUUACUUUGUCGACCGACAUGGUCUAUUCUUUCACAAGUUGCAAAGCCUUUGAUUAGCCGCAGGGUUUUUGAGUUAAUAAGAAGUGAAGGAUCCUUAAUACUUUCACCCUCGCAUGGGAAAGAAUCUGUGUUUGCAAAGACAGGUGAUGCUGCUUCGUCUUGUGGUGGUGUAGAUAAGGUUAACAAAGCACACUGUUCAGCUACUGAUGAUGUUGACAAGAGUAGAAGUAAGCCGUUUGAGACGUAUAAAAGGCGCACAACCGUUGUUGUUUCGCGAGAGAUAUUCGUAAAUGUUGUCUGUGACGCUCUCGCUGAAUACAAGUAUGUGGGUCAUGACCAAAGAGCCGACUUGAUUCUGGCUUGCAAAUUGGGGAUUACAACGGUUGUAUCAACUGACUCAAUCCGUCACAUGAUGAGGAGUUUCGUUGAUGAGACGCAGAAUCCUUUGCUGUGGGCUUCAACGUACCAUGCUGGAGAGUACCUUGACCCUGUGGCUGUCGCUGAGUCAAAAGCCAAAAGAAGAAGAGCUAAAAAGUUGGAUGGUUAUGCAAAAUCGAUCCUAGAAGACGAGAAAUCUAAUGCCUCUAACGCUCAACAGACGGAUACAGGCUCAAAAUCAACCUCUCCCGUAUUGUUAAGUCACAAGCAAAUGGCUGUGGAAGGAUUUAAGGCUCAAAGUGAAAUGGUUAUUGACAAUCUCGACAGGCUCAUCACCGCAUGGGAAGAAAGAAAAGAGUCUGUUGUUGUUGAAGGUGUUCAUCUAAGCCUUAACUUUGUGCUGAUCCAAAGAAAAGGCUCUUCAAGGCAUCUGAUGGCUCUUCUCAAUACCGAUGGCACUUUCGCAAGGACUUGGCCUGUCGGUGGUAACGUUGACGAGACCGGGAAGCCUGUCUCUUGUAAUGAGAUAAUGGAGGCGAAUGGUAUGGAGCAUCCUAUUUAUGGAUACUUGCAGAAAGCUGAACCGGUGAAUCUUCAGUUUGGUCUGUUUGGGAUCAGUGCUUGGCCUAGUGAUGGAGCCACGAGCCGUGCUGGGAGUGUAGAUGACUUUAGAGCUGACUUGGGUGAGAACGCCAGUAGGCAUUACUCUUCUUGCUGCAGCUCUCCUAGGAUGUCUGAAGGGACUUCUAAAGAGCUUAAGGAGGAGCAGUCCGUGAAUGGUAGCGACGAAGAAGUCGAGGAUGAUCCUCCUGAGCAAGAUACAGACUUUAGCGAUGACGAUAACAAGAGAGACCAUGAAGAGGUGGGAUCUGUUGAUGAGCAAUCGACAAAGUCAGAUGAGGAGUACGAUGAUCUUGCAAUGGAAGACAAAAGUUACUGGACAGAUGACGAGGAAGAGUCGCGAGAUACGGUUGCUGUAAUGUCUGAGAAAAACCACAAGCCGGAAACAAAAGAUGACAAGUACAUACAGAACUUAGACCUUUUCCUUCGGACCGCGAACCAGCAGCUGGUCGAGCCGCUUGAGCUAUGCGCAUCGCUGCUCACGUGCGAGAAUGGGAACGCAAGACUCUGGUCGGGUAAAGAAAAGAUGAGGAAGCGUUCUCUAAGCAUCUCGGCCCUCGGAAAACACGGGUCGGAUUCUAACGUCGAUCUCAACUUUCAAGACUUAAGUAUCUUUGGGUUCUUGACACUGACACAAAUAAAGUUGGUUCAGAGUUCUUUUGACGGUUAA
Messenger RNA from Thlaspi arvense, 1767 nucleotides. NCBI's taxonomy places the organism in Eukaryota, Viridiplantae, Streptophyta, Magnoliopsida, Brassicales, Brassicaceae. The record is from the annotation of a GenBank genome assembly.